Marmota monax (woodchuck) is the source of this 1894-nucleotide messenger RNA. RefSeq names its product cytochrome P450 11B3, mitochondrial-like. Bases 1 to 1506 code for a protein of 501 amino acids. Gene Ontology annotation, cellular component: mitochondrion; mitochondrial inner membrane. The transcript is spliced from 9 exons. Gene Ontology annotation, biological process: cortisol metabolic process; cholesterol metabolic process; aldosterone biosynthetic process. NCBI's taxonomy places the organism in Eukaryota, Metazoa, Chordata, Mammalia, Rodentia, Sciuridae. The record is from RefSeq and is a predicted model, not a curated record. Gene Ontology annotation, molecular function: corticosterone 18-monooxygenase activity; steroid 11-beta-monooxygenase activity; iron ion binding.
AUGGCUUUCAGGUCAAAGGCAGGUGUGUGGCUGGCAGGGUCCUGGCUGUGCCUGUGCAAGGUGAGAGCCCUGGGCACCAGUGCAGCUCUGGGUGCCAAGGCAGUGCUGCCCUUUGAAGCCAUACCCCAGUGUGCAGGCAACAAGUGGCUGAGGGUGCUACAGAUCUGGAAGGAGCGGGGCCAGGAGAACAUGCACCUGCAGAUGCACCGGGCUUUCCAGGAGCUGGGACCCAUUUUCAGGUAUGACGUGGGAAGAACACAGAUAGUAUCUGUGAUGCUGCCUGAAGAUGCUGAGAAGCUGCAUCAGAUGGAGAGCCUGCAGCCCUGGCGGAGGCCACCGGAGCCCUGGACGGUCUACAGAGAGCACCGUGGACAGAAGCCCCUGGGCGUAUUCUUGCUGAAUGGAGCUGAAUGGAGAUUCAACCGGCUGCGGCUGAAUCCAGUCGUGUUGUCAGGAAAGGCCGCGCAGAAGUUCAUCCCCAUGGUGGACGUGGUGGCAAGAGACUUCUCCGAGGCCCUGAAGAAGAAGGUGCUGCAGAAUUCCCGGGGGAGCCUGACCCUGGAGGCCCAGACCAGCAUCUUCCACUACACCAUCGAAGCCAGCAACUUCGCUCUCUUUGGAGAGCGGCUGGGCCUCUUUGGCCCACACCAGAACGCUGGCAGCCUGAAGUUCAUUCAUGCACUGGAGGCCAUGUUCCAGUCCACUGCUCAGCUCAUGUUCCUGCCCAGGAGCCUGUCCCGCUGGAUGAACUCCCAGGUGUGGCAGGAACACUUUCAGGCCUGGGACUACAUCUCUGAGUAUGCCAACACCUGCAUCCAGAAGGUGCAUCAGGAGUUUGUCCGUGGUUGCCCUGAGGCUGUCGGCAGUAUCACAUUGAACCUGAUCUUGCAAGGGGACUUCUCACUAGAUGCCAUCAAGGCCAACGUUAUUGACCUCACAGCAGGGAGUGUAGACACGACAGCCUUCCCCUUGGUGAUGACGCUCUUUGAGCUGGCUCGGAACCCCAAUGUGCAGGAGGCCCUACGCCAGGAGAGCCUGGCAGCAGAGGCCAGCAUCUCUGCAAACCCCCAGAGGGCCCCCUCAGAGCUGCCCCUGCUGCGGGCUGCCCUCAAGGAGACCUUGCGGCUCUACCCAGUAGGAAGCAUUUUGGAGCGAAUCACAAGCUCAGAUCUGGUGCUUCAGAACUACCACAUCCCAGCUGGGACCUUGGUCCACAUGCAUCUGUACCCAAUGGGCCGAAACCCCGCGCUGUUCCCGAAUCCUGAGCGCUACAUCCCCCAACGCUGGCUGGACAGCCAACUGCACUUCCGCCAUCUGGCCUUUGGCUUCGGGGUGCGCCAGUGUCUGGGCCGGCGCUUGGCAGAGGUGGAGAUGCUGCUUCUGCUGCACCACGUGCUGAAAUCCUUCCAGGUGGAGACACUAGUCCAAGAGGAUGUGAAGCUGGUGUACCACUUUGUUUUGAGACCCGCCUCCUCUCCCCUCCUCACUUUUCGGCCUGUCAACUAGUCACAUCUGCGCACUGCACCCCACCACCAGCCUCCCUCUGCCUUGACCCCAGCCCACCUCUCUUCUGUCUUAAGGGCUCUGCUUCCUUGCCCCCACGCGGUCCAGCCAGCUCCUGGCCCAGUGGACUGGCCCAAGCCCCAAGGCAGGACAGGGCUUGCCGAGCUGUGCAGCAAAGCCAGGACGCACUGAGGAGGAUCUUGGUGGCAAGUCCAGGCUUUGUUGCCAGCCUCACCGAGCAGUCUGCUGGGACAUGUUCCGCAGCCCGCCUGGCAGCAGCUCCUGCUCCUCCUGGCCAUCCAGCGGCCUCUGAUGAUGCCUAUCCCUAUUGGCUUCCUGUGCAGCCCCAUUUUCCCUCUCCUCCUAUACUGCCUCCCCCUUAAUGUAUGUG